Messenger RNA from Truncatella angustata, 2367 nucleotides. RefSeq lists its product as uncharacterized. Lineage: Eukaryota; Fungi; Ascomycota; Sordariomycetes; Amphisphaeriales; Sporocadaceae. The transcript has 3 exons. Bases 131 to 2278 code for a protein of 715 amino acids. The record is from RefSeq and is a predicted model, not a curated record.
GGACUCAUUGCCCCGUGCCAAACACAGCCUCCAGGUUGUCACAUGUGAAGCCGCCUCCCAACGCAUUUGACGCUUCACUUGAGACGCGCCAUCACACUCAGGCCAGACUAUCAAAUGCAUUUAUCUGGCAAUGGAAGGACCAAGGAAAGGAUUUUGGAGCGGGAUUUUCCGCAGCAAGAGCAAUGCGCAAAGUGGCAAUUUGUACAAAGAACAGCCCAGAAGAGUUAGCGACGGUGACGUCCCGCAUAGUCGUCGGAGUGACAGGCCAGUUGCCAUGAGCGCUCGGCGCAGGCCUCGCCGCGCUCCUCCCCAUGAUAUCAAGGGCAAAGGGCGGGCAGAUCCUAACGGGCAUGCCCGCGAUGCGUCGCCACUCUCUGAAUGGCCCCCAUCGGGUAUUUCCAGCGAGGAAGAGCUUCCGCUCAGACAUGCGAUGGAGUUGAUUUCUCGAGGAGCUCCAGUGCACAAAGGCCACGAGCGGCCGAUCCCAUACCGCUCGGAGCAGUACUACACCCUUUACGCGACAACGGCUGGGAGCAGAGACGAAGACACGGAUGCAGCCGAUCUACACGCUUCGAUGACACAGCUGACGUCCCUCCGAAUACAAGGUACAAGUGCACCGAACAACCCCUGGGAGACCCUGGAGCAGCCAAGCUUGGCAUUUGCAUGCGGUUCUCGCCCAGGUACGAUCACGCUCAAUCAAUGGGCGAGUCUAUCGAGCAUGAUUCCGCCAGCUAUAGAACUUCGUGAUCCAGGGCUGAAGCCGCGUGAUGUGGAUCUGGUGCAGAUCUUUGAACGAUUACUGGAGCUGGAAGGAGGGCUAGAAGAUGGAGAUCUGAUGUACCGCAACCUGUAUAAGCGAUUUCUGAAAGACCCCGAUAAAAUCUUCAAUCCACACAAGGCUUUGGACACACAGAUCACAGAUCUUAUCAUGGUCCUUUCAGCCCCGGACUGGAUUGAUUUCACAAUACCUAAGAAUCAAGUCGUCACACGAUUCAUUUACGACACUAGUCCGGACAAUGAGCAACAAUAUCAAAAGUUCUUUCACCAACUACUCCUGAGCCUUGAACUGGAACUCAGGGUCUCUGCAAGGUUUCGUAGUGAGUUGGAAAAGGAGAAAUUGAUCGGCCAAAUACCCUCAAGAAUCCAAUGGAACCUUGCUCUUGCCAGGCGCUGGAAAGAGUAUGUCCGCGUUAGCGAGUUUGGCGAGGUGGCUGAGAAAGUACGGCUACGGUUCAAAUUGAGGAAGCGCCAAGCAAAAAUGUUGAAGCGAUUCGCUCAGAUGAUGAAAUGGCCGAAUCUCGAGGAGACAUUACAUGCGCUCAAGCGAAGUGAGGUGGAGGGUAACCUCUUGGGCAUCAGUUCGCAUACAAUGGCAUUCUUCAGUGGACUAGUGCUUCCUGGAUCCACAUUCCCUUUUCUCUUGAUGAAUACACUGGUCGACCUAGAUCCAGACGAGGUUACAGACGAUCUCGCGUUACUAACACAUCUCCAUCCUCACUGCGGCUUCCAGUACCGAAAGAGCUAUACUUACUGGUCCUCAGCAUGCAUUGUUGGCAAGGUACUGGCCCCUACAUGCCUCGAGGUAGGAGGUUGGAUCGGACCUGCUCGCCCAACUGCGGACUUGGGGCCCUCACAGAUAGCCCGUAUCCGUGCCAGAAGGCCCCGACAACGAAUAACACCGGAAGACGUCGCCUCAAUGAGCGAGAGAUCGGAUCCUUUAGGACCACCUGCUGAAGUGUUCCCUGUUGGUGAAUACACACUAGUCGCGCCAGACGUCGAUGACUUCGUAGAUACGGUCCGUAUCGAACUUCUGAAUUUCAGAAGUACUCUACCGUCACGCCAAGACCACGGUCCUCAGUGGUUUGAUGCAUCAAUGCAGUUUGCGAUCGAUGGUGUCUCAUGGCCAUUGCGACUCAACUAUGAUGUCUCCUUCAUUAAUGCUUGGCCCUGUUCAUCGGGACCCCAUCCGCUCUUCUUCGACUAUGUGUACACUUCAACAAGGGUCGAUGAAGUUGUGAACAUUCGGAACUGGGCAAAUCCUGGGAGCCCCGGCGAGAGAAGCGUCAGCUCUACUCCAGUAGGUGGGAGCAACCCAGCCCAACCUACUGUGCAAGAUGACGAUGAUCAAGAGAGAGUUCUCGUAGUUGAGGCUUUCGGUGUGUCAGAUAAUGAAGUCCUCGCCCGAGCUUGGUGCUCGCACUGGGGCCUUAGUGCAGUGGUGGCGCAUAUUGGCAAGACUUGGUACGUUCAAAAAACUGUCGGGGGUUUCCUCGUCUAAUUCCUACUAACGUGCUACAGUAUGGCAUGCGCUAUUCGGGAAGCAUAUGCGGCUACUUUAACAGUCGUGAUACUUGUGGAAGAUCAGCA